CAAAAUAAGAAAUAAAAAAAAAAAAGUCAAAUGCCAUGAAGUCCAGAAAAAUAACUUACUAGUACAAACUGCCUACCCACCUCUGUAAUACUUUCCUCAGAGUAGCUAUUGGCUCUGUAUAUUUCAUAUCUUGUUGCUCUUCUACCACCUAGGUACUUACAGUACCAAGAGCUACUGGACACUGUCCUAUCCCAUGUGCUGUGCCCCCUCACAACUGGGAGCAGUGACAGUGGUUUUCUGGAAGCCCCUCCUACACAAGGUGGCUAGGCUAAGGUAAGGACAUGAAAAUGACUGAAAAUCAUGGAAAUAUAUUCCAAGAAACUGCAAAUCCAACAUCUUCCCAACUCACCUCCAUAACCAGACCAAGUCCAACACAUGGAGAAAGCACAAUGGAGAAGCAGCUAGAGGAAGUGGAGAGACCACUUGGGUGAAUAUAGCUAAUGUUUGGGAAAUGUACAGAAGCCCCUGGCCCUGUGAACACCUGGCGGGCACCUUCUCCAGGGUCUGUGUAACUAAGAGUUCCUGGGCUUCAUUAGCUUCUUGGUGAUUUGGCCUGUGCACUUGAUUGAAAUUCUUAGUCCACAUCUCAAAUGGGCUCUCAUUUGAAAGCCUAUUCUCAUAGCCCAGGUAGCUUUUCUACCUCUCAAAAUGAGUAUUUCAUGUCUUUCUCCUCAAAUGAUUUGUGGCACCUUUCAUGCUGGUAGGAAUACCCAAGAUCCUCCGGGUGGGUAGAUGCCAGUGCAGGUGCAGAAAACAGCUUCAGCAGCAGGGACGACCCCUCACCUAUAGUGAGGGGGACAGGUGUGGGCCAGCAGGUAUGGGAAAGAAGCCUCUCCUGAAGAACAGUGGACCAGGGUAGGACACCAAAGUUAUUAUUAUUUUAUUUUUAGGAGAUGCUGGGGGGGUGUCUCAUGACCUUGAACUUCUGGGCUCCAACGAUCCUUUUGCUUCAGCCUUCUAGAGCAUCUGGGACUAUAGGCCAGUACCACUGUGCCUAGCUCCAAGGUGAUCUUUGAGACAGAAGUCAGAGAAUAUAGCUUUCCUGGUGAAGAUUCCCAUUGCACUUAGACUGAAACCCAAGCGCCUUAGGAGCCUCUGUGGCCUUGUGUGAUAAGCCAGGGCUCUCCCAUCUUAUUUCCACCACCCCCAAAUUCUUUAGCCUAGAUUCCUUGGCCCUCUAGCUCCUACCAGCAAAGCUUUUUCCUAUCUCCUGGCACUUUUUUUUUUUUUUUUUGUACCCGGGAUCGAACUCCGGACCUUGUGCUUGUGAGGCAGGCAGCAGCACCCAGGCCCUCUCAUGGCAUUUAAAGCUCCUGUCUCUUUUACUUGGACUCCUGGCUGGCAACACUGGGCCCCAUUAUCACGUCUUCCUAGAAGCUCUCUCUGACCACUGGGACUACAACAGCACUAAGCUCUAUUGAGGCCAGGAAGGAAUGGCCUGCUGGUUCACGUGGGUGGAACUCCAGCCUUAUAACCAUUUGAAAUUAUCCUGUAAUAUUUUCUGUCUUUGGUCUGGGCUUCAGGAAUGCCCAGACCGGAUGUGCCUUCUACAUCUCAGCAUACAAGAUAUAACCAGUGUAUAAGAUGCACUGAAUAAAUAUCAACCUAGUGAGUAAAUACAGCAGCUGCCCCCACAGACAGACAGAUGCCCAAGUUGUUUGGUAAUUUCCUUCUGGGACCAUUGUCAAGGCUUAGAGCCGAGAGGAGAGCAUGGCCUGUCAUUGACACAAUCCCGACAGAGAUCCAAACUGUGGCCCAGAUGAAACAGGCGAAAAGAAGUAGGAGACAGAAACCAGGGACAGAGAUACAGACCCAGAGAUAGAGACCAAGAUACAGUAAGACUCGGAUUCAGCCUCGGCGGCGCCCCUGAGACCUGGGCCUCAGCCGGAGACAGUGCCGGGAGCGGGGCGGAACGAGCCGAAAGAGAGCAGACGCCGGCGCAGCGAGUGUGGUACCCGCACCGCCCGCGUCCCCUCGCACAAGUGGCCUCGGCAGGUGGCCGCGCGUCCUCCCGCCCGCCCACCAGCGCGACACGUGCUGGAUCAAAGCGACCGGGAAGGGGCGGGGCGGGGAGGUGUCGGGAACCGGGAGGUGCGAGAGCGCGAGCUUCCCAGGGGUUGGCAAGAGCGUGGGAGCGCAGAGUCCUGGCGGUGACAGAGACCAGAGAGACCCAGAGACAUCUCGGAGACACCCAGAGACAUACAGGCAGAGAGAUAGGAAACAAGUCGAGAGAUUCGAGAGGGCCAGACUUGGGGCGCAGAAGCAGGGGCCGUAGAGGCCACUAAAGAUCCAGAGCAAAGAGACCCCCAAGCAGCGGCCGCUAAGAGAUCUGGUAAGAAUGUGAGCGACGGAGUCACCAAAAAGCCUUCAGAGACCCGAAAGAUGGCGAGACAAAAAAGGCCCAGCCCCAUGGGAAAAGGAAGUGCGCUUUGGAGAACAGAAAAUAAGAGGGAGAGGAAGAGAGGUGGAAAGAAGAGCAAGGGAUUUUGAGUGUGGAGGGCGGGGAGAACUCCUCCCCGCCGAGAGUCGAGAGGACCCCCGGGGCAGAGAUCCGAGUGCGGCGUCCUUUCUCAGGGUCACGCCUGUGGAGGUGCGGGCCAGGGUUGGAGGGAGGGCUGUGGAGGCUGCAGGACCUCGGGGUAGGAGCAGGGGCAUGCGGGGACCUAAGAAAUCAGGGUCUAGAUCCGAAGCUUCCAACUUUACAAGAGCUAAAACGCUACACUUAUCACUAGGUAGAAAUGUUGAAACAAAAACGCCAUAUUAGAAGUAUGGUUAAAUGAAUUUUUUCUUCUUUAAAAAGGAAAGCGGAAAAAAAAAAAAAAAAAAGGUAAGCGAAAGAAAAGCAAGAGCUGCAUUGGCCGGGAAUCGAACCCGGGCCUCCCGCGUGGCAGGCGAGAAUUCUACCACUGAACCACCAAUGCGAGACAUAGAAGACUGUUCUAUAGUACUAACUUUGUAUGAGUCUGAGGCUAACUCGCCUAGGCAGAGGGCUGAGAUCUCAUGCCCAAGGAAAGGAUGGCCCUCAACGGUUCACGUGGGUGGAGCACCAGGUCAUUCUUCCUCUCGCCUGGAUCCGGCCACCCGGCCAUAAAGUUACUCCAUAUGGCCAGGGGCGGCCCCACACCCGGGUGCGAACAGCCCAGGCCCCAGAGCCUCGCGUGCAGGCACUUCGUCCUGAAGUUACCGAGUGUUCACGCAUCCUUUUGCAGAGGGUCAUGCUCUUGGUUUGAGAUGCUGAAGCCGCUAGUGGAGAAGCGGCGCCGGGACCGCAUCAACCGCAGCCUGGAAGAACUACGGCUGCUACUGCUGGAGCGGACCCGGGACCAGAACCUCCGGAACCCGAAAUUGGAGAAAGCGGAGAUACUGGAGUUCGCCGUGGGCUACUUGAGGGAGCGAAGCCGGGUGGAGCCCCCGGGGGUUCCCCGGUCCCCAGCCCAGGACGCCGAGGCGCUCGCCAGCUGCUAUUUGUCCGGCUUCCGCGAAUGCCUGCUCCGCUUGGCGGCCUUCGCGCACGACGCCAGCCCGGCCGCCCGCGCCCAGCUCUUCUCCGCGCUGCACGGCUACCUGCGCCCCAAACCACCCCGGCCGGAGCCUGUAGAUCCGAGGUCCCCAGUGUCGCGCCCACCGCUGGACCCCGCCGCACCAGCCCCUGGCCCCGCGCUGCACCAGCGCCCCCCAGUGCACCAGGGGCCCCCUAGCCCGCGCUGCGCUUGGUCCCCAUCCCUCUGCUCCCCUAGCGCCUGGGAUUCUGGCGCGCCGGCGCCCCUCACCGGACUGCUGCCGCAGCCACCGCCGCCUUACAGACAAGAUGGGGCGCCCAAGGCCCUGUCGCUCCCGCCACCCGCUUUCUGGAGACCUUGGCCCUGA
Molecule: messenger RNA, 3867 nt
Organism: Heterocephalus glaber (naked mole-rat)
Lineage: Eukaryota; Metazoa; Chordata; Mammalia; Rodentia; Bathyergidae
Source: RefSeq, a predicted model, not a curated record